UCUCUGUUCCGCUCUCUCUCAGGAUCUUGAUAGGUCCGUUUGGCAGAGAGACCGGGUUGCGGGGGUUAACUCCGUUGGAUAGUUUGACCGGCUCUUGAGCCAAACCCUUUCAGUUUAGUGCUGCAGCAGACAGAAGUGUCUGGACGGGGACCGAGGGAGUCUUUGAAACUUUGCCCUGAAUUCUGGAUGUUAUAUACUUCUUAAAAUGUAUAUGCAGGCGGAAUCUACCCCUUUGAAGGUGUCCAACACCUCGACGGCCAGACAGACGGACGCCCUCUGAAUGGGUCAACCUUUCCCGUUCCCCAACCCUCCCGUUGGGGAACAACCCCCUACCGUCCUUCCCCGUCUGUCCCGUGGCGAGGUCUCCGCCAUGGGCAUGGAGCCCAACCGCUCCGCCCCCUCCUCCCGCUACCCCCUGCUGUCGGCUGAGCAGCUGAUCUAUGCCAUCACCGUGCCGCUGUCCACCUCCAUCAUCCUGGCCAACCUGCUCAUCAUCCUGGGCAUCGCGCUGAACCGCAAGCUGCACAACACGCCCAACUACUUCUUCCUCAGCCUGCUCGUGGCCGACCUGUGCACGGGCGUGGCCCUGCCCUUCAUCCCCUGGAUGGGCCUCAACCGCCAGCUCAGCUUCAGCUCCUGCCUGGUGGCACACGUCUUUCCCAACUUCCUGUUCCUGGCCUUCCUGCUCAACCUGGUGAUGGUGCACUACGAGCGUUACACCUGCAUCGCCAGCCCGCUGCACUACAGCCGGCUGUGGGUGCACCGCUGCUUCCCGCUGGCGCUACUGGUGGUGUGGGUACCGCCACUGCUGUACGCCGCCCUGCCCGCCUUCGGCUGGAACAACUGGUCCGCCCCGGAUUGGGACUACUGCUGCCCCACAGGUGUCGGAGGGCGGAUGGAGGAGAGGCGGGCGGAGGCGCCGUGCGCGGCCAAUACCACCUCGUCCUUCUGCUGCUCGUACCGCCGCGUGUUCCCCAACGCUUUCAUCUACCUGGAGGUGUACGGCCUGGUGCUGCCCGCCAUCCUGGCCAUCGCCGGCAUGACGGGCCGCGUGCUGUGGAUCACGCGCGGCCAGCUGCGCGACAUCUGCCGGCUGCACCGCUCGCUGGAGCGCGGCGCCGCGGCGUCAGACCGGGAGCAGCGGCUCCAGCUGCGGUACGCACGCUGCGUGGCAGCCGUGUCGCUGACCUUCCUGGCGUGCUGGCUGCCCUACGUCAUCUACAUGCACGUUUGCGUGGCGUUCCUGCUGAGUGAGACCCGCUGGAGCUCCACUGUGCACAUCGUGCUGUCGUGCACGGGUGUGGCCAGCAUGGCGGUGGUGCCGCUGGUGCUGGGCAUGGCCAACCGGCAGUACACCGACCCAGCCAGCCGCAUCCUGCUCAAGCUGCGGGCACGCUGGAGGACCAGGCGGCCACAGCACGGCGAGGAGAUCGCCCUCUAGGGGCCGCGGUGACAUUAGCGGCCGUCCUGGGGUUACGUACAAACUUGCGUCUUGGGGGUUGCCUCGACGAACAACAGAUUCUCAGGUCAUGCCAGAAGACGAACUCCCCCGCUUCGUCUGAGUGCAGGGGGGGACUGUGCGCUGCCUGGUUAGCUUUAAGUUUAAGGUAGCUUUGGUUUAAGCCUUAAACUUAUGUUUAAGGCGUUAUGGAAAUGCAGAUCAGGGGGGAACAGACGUGUGGCGUCUUUGACCUGCGUGGUCUUCGUUCCGACAGGGAGUAACGUUGCAUUGGUGUUGACACUGCAUUUGACCGCAAUUAAGGACAAAACUGUGGUUGGUGCAAGAUAUGUUUCCGUGGUUAGUGCACUCGUUUUUUAAACAAAUAAUUCUUGUGGACGAUUUGACACAAAUGAGCAGUCCAGAAAAGGCCCUAGUUGAAGACACCAGUGUUAUGUUGGUGAGCAUUGAGAGAUACACAUGAACGUGUAUGAACAAUUAUUGACACAGAUAUUGUUAUUUUUUCAUCCACAGGACUAUUCCUUUGCAUGCAUUUUAGCCAGCUGAAAUGAUUAGAAUUAAAAGUGACUGAACAAGAACCAUAAUGUUUUCCACUAAUGUAAAGUCACAAAAUGGGGUUGAAUAUAAUUGUGUCAAACUUUGGCCAAACGGGCUAAAACCUCUCAUAUAACACCAAAGUGAAUUGGAAGGGGAAUGUGAUUGGAAUGUCAAUGUGAACAGGGUUUGGGAAUCUGAUUCUGAAUCUGAUGUGGCUGUUCAUGAGAUUCUCAGUGUGAAUAUGAAUUGACUGGGACCAUUAGACUUUUCCUUUUGGUUGAAUCACUUAAACCAGAGCGUCCACUGGAUUUGGAGGUAAUCAGUUUAAAGCUGUCCAGGCCUGGAUGUGAAGGUUAAUCGCUGGGCCUGUCACAGCUCCAGUGGUCCGCUGAGGGGAUUGGGUUCAGCGCUGUGAUCAGUGGAUUUCCCUGAAGCUUUGAUUUGCUCAUUGAUAACUUUAAAACCAUGAGCCAUGUUCGUCUGCUUGUUGUCUGUGUGCAUGUGUGCGUGCGUGUGUACAUUUGCCUGGGGAUUUAUUUUGCUUGCAUACAGAAUGCAUCAACAAUGAAAAUGAAAAAUAAAACAAACUCUCAAUUUUGCAA
Messenger RNA from Gadus morhua (Atlantic cod), 2598 nucleotides. RefSeq names its product G-protein coupled bile acid receptor 1. The record is from RefSeq and is a predicted model, not a curated record. The transcript has 2 exons. The coding region runs from base 281 to 1441 and encodes 386 amino acids. Gene Ontology annotation, molecular function: G protein-coupled receptor activity. Gene Ontology annotation, cellular component: membrane. Lineage: Eukaryota; Metazoa; Chordata; Actinopteri; Gadiformes; Gadidae. Gene Ontology annotation, biological process: G protein-coupled receptor signaling pathway.